AUGGUCUUUGGCUUUGGCAAGAAGGGCAAGGUUGGGGCCGAGGCCGAGGCCAGCCCUGAAGCUGCACUGUCCACAGGAGCAGACACGACGCCCGAGAAGAGCAAAGAUGCGAAGCCUCCUCAAGAGCCUCCGGUUCCCCUCGGCAAGGCGCUCGGCACCUACUUCCGCCUCCUCUUCUUCGCCAGCCCGACAUGGCUCGACAUCGCUCUCGUUGCCGUCGGCACCGUCGCCGCCGCCGCCUCGGGCGUCCCCUUCCCCCUCAUGGGCAUCCUCUUCGGUGAGCUGGUCGACGACAUGAACGGCGCCACCUGCGACGCCCAGUCGUCCGCGUCGUCGCGGCCCGACCCGUUCGCCUAUGAACCCCAGAUCAACGACAAGGUCCUCAAGCUCGUCUACAUCGCCGUCGGCGCCCUCGUCCUCAUCUACACCUACGUCCUAUGUUGGAGCCUCGUGAGCCAGCGCCUCGCCGCCCGCCUGCGCGACGCCUACUUCCGCAGCCUGCUGCGCCAGGAGCCGGCCUUCUUCGACGACCGCCGUGCGGGCGAGGUCUCGAGCCGCCUGCACGGCGACAUCCAGGCCGUGCAGUCGGGCACCUCUGAGAAGGUCGGCAUUCUUAUCGCCAGCGUCUCCUUCUUCGUCACCGCCUACGUCGCCGCCUUCAUCAAGGAGGCCAGUCUGGCCGGCAUGCUCGUCUCCCUCGUCCCGGCCUUUAUGAUCAUGGCUAUGAUCGGCGCCGCCUUUAUCCAAAAGUUCUCGGGUGUCAUGUCCGACGCCACGGCCGCGGCCUCGUCCAUCGCCUCCGAGGCCCUGUCGCAUGUCGGCAUCGUGCAGGCGUUUGGGGCGGCGCCGCGCCUGGAGGCCAAGUUUGCGGGUCACAUGCGCAUCGCCCGUGCUGCGGGUAUCAAAAAGGCUAUUGCUGCAGCUGUGCAGGCUGGCGGACUGUAUUUCAUCGCCUACUCGGCUAAUUCGCUUGCUUUCUGGCAGGGUAGUCGCAAAGUUGCGGCUCUGAUGGAAGGCAGAAACGAUGGCGCGAGCAUUGGACGGAUCUACACUGUUGUCUUCAUCCUUGUUGAUGCAUGCAUCGUUCUCGGAUCUGUCGCACCGCUCCUGCCGCUCUUUGGCGGUGCAUCGUCGGCUUUCCAGCGACUGCUCAAAGACAUCGAGCACCGCUCUGUGAUCGACGGCACUUCCGAGGCUGGCGAAAACUUGCCCUUCGACACCCCUGGCUCCGUCGCCUUCAACAAUGUCUCCUUUGCUUACCCUUCGAGACCCAACCACCUCGUCCUUCGCAACAUCAAUCUUACCUUCCCCGCAGGCAAGCACACCGCCAUCGUCGGGCUGUCCGGCAGCGGAAAGUCCACGAUUGCAGCCCUUGUCGCCCGUCUCCAAGAUCCGACUGACGGCAGCGUGACAUUGGAUGGUCACGACAUCAAGGAGCUCAACGUGAAGAAUCUUCGGAGCUUCAUCAGUCUUGUCCAGCAGGAACCUUCCCUCCUGGAUCGCUCAAUCCUAGAGAACAUCGCGCUAGGUCUCGUCAGCUCACCCCAACCAGCCCAUGCCGGAUUCAAAAAGGUCCUGGAGAGCUCGGAGUUGUCUAAACUUGCUGCGGAAGGCAGAAAUAUCCCAUCGGCAGCCGCUAACAAGAGCCCUGAAUUGCAGCCCAUCGUGGAAGCAGUGCGUCAGGCAGCCGAUUUGGCAGAUGUAUCGAGCUUCAUCGACAGGCUCGAGAAUGGCUACGGUACCUCUGCCGGAUCCGGUGGCGCUCUCGUCAGCGGCGGUCAGCGUCAACGUGUCGCCCUGGCCCGGGCGCUCGUCCGUGAUCCCAAGAUCCUCGUGCUCGACGAAGCCACAGCUUCCCUCGACUCCGCUAGUGAGCGACGCAUCCAAGCUGCCAUUGAACGUGUAGCUGUCAACCGGACCGUCAUCUCGAUUGCUCACCGUCUCUCAACAAUCAAGAAUGCAGACAACAUUGUGGUCAUGGAGUCAGGCCAGGUGGUCGAGCAGGGCACCUAUGCUGAACUCAUGGCGCUGGACGGAGCGUUCGCUCGCAUGGCCAACUUGCAAAAGGUUAAUGCUGGCGCCAAGGAUGACACCAUGUCCCUGGGCUCGACCAUUGACAAUGACUCCAUCGAUGGGAUCACAUCUGAGAAGGGCGGACCCGCGGCGACUGGCGUGAAAGAGCAGCGUGGCGCCGAUGAGCCGCAGGCAGCAACGGAGCAGUCACCUGGCUCGGAUACCGAAGCCGCAAAAGACACAGAGGAGUCGCAGGACCCGGUCGGCAAAGCCCUCAAGCUCAUGUGUCGCCUCGUCCGUCCAGCGCUACUCUGGCUCACCCUCGCCAUGAUUGCCGCCUUCAUUGUUGGCUGCACGUUCUCCGCCUCCGGCAUCAUCUUCGGCUUCACUGUCGGCGAGCUCAAUCCCUGUAACAACACUGUCGAUCGCGUACUCAGGCUGGGCAAGUUCUUUGGUGGCAUGCUCUUCAUGCUGGCCGGCAUCGAAUUCUUCGCCAACUUCUUUGCGUGGACGUCGUUCGGCGUCGUGGCCGAGCGGCUGCUCUAUGCCGUGCGCGUCCUGUCGUUCCGCUCGCUCAUGGAACAGGGCGUUGAAUGGCACCAGUCGGCCAACAGGGACCCCUCCAAGCUACUCUCGAUCAUCACCAAGGACAGCGCUGCCAUCGGUGGCUUCAGCGGUUCGGUUAUCGGGACCGUGUUUUCCAUUGUUGUCAAUUUCCUAGUGGCCAUUGUCUUGUCACAUAUCAUCGCAUGGAAGAUUGCCAUCGUAUGCCUUGUCACGGUCCCUAUCCUUCUCGGGUCUGGUAUCAUGCAGUUGCGAGCCCUGGCCAAGUUUGAAGAGCGCCACAAUGACGCAUACUCGCAGGCUAUUGGCAUUGCGGUUGAGGCUGUCGGCUCCAUGAAGACCGUUUCGGCUCUGUCGCUCGAGAGCGAGAUCAUGGGCAAGUUCUCGCGGGCACUCAAGGCACCACGCAAGGAGAUGCUCUUCGCCAGCGCCUACACCAACAUCUGGCUGGCCAUCUCCAACAGCACGGGCUUCCUGAUCUACGCGUUCGCCUACUGGUGGGGCUCGCAGCAGAUCAUGAAGAGCGAGGCGACGCAGAAGCAGUUCUUCAUUGUUCUCGUGGCGAUGCUCGUCAGUGCGCAGCUCUGGGGUCAAAUGUUCUCACUGGCACCAGAAUUCUCGCGCGCCAGGACGGCAGCGGGUCGCAUCUCUGCGAUCCUGAGCAUCGGCUCGUCAAAAGAUCUGCCACCAGAUGUCAUGCGCUCCGAUAAGCCGAGCGAGCCCAAGGAGAAGGACCCCGAGGCUACAGUUGAGUCAAAGCCCAGGGUGGAUGGCGAGAACAGGGGAGUGUCCAUCACGUUUGACCAUGUGUCUUUCUCUUACCCUGCUCGUCCAGAUAAUCACAUUCUCCACGAUAUGAGCUUCACCGUUCAUCCUGGGCAGUUCUGCGGCUUAGUCGGCCCGUCAGGUGCGGGCAAAUCAACGGUCAUGAGCUUGGUGCAGCAGCUAUACCACCCGACAACAGGCAUCGUGCGGAUCGACGGCAUCGACGUGUCUCGCCGCAACGACAGUGACGCGACCGCCAGUGCUCUCCGUGACGAGAUCGCCAUUGUUCCGCAGGACAGUGCCCUUUUCGACGGAAGUGCACGUUUCAACGUCGGCCUCGGCGCACGGCCUGGUCACGACGCCACUCUGGCCGAGAUUGAGGAGGCUUGCCGCCUAGCCAACAUCCACGACGUGAUCAUGGAGCUGCCGCAGGGUUACGACACUGAACUCGGCCCAGGGGCAUCGCGCCUUUCCGGUGGCCAGCGGCAGCGCCUGGCCAUUGCACGUGCUUUGGUGCGAAAGCCCCGGCUCUUGCUGCUGGACGAAAGCACGAGCGCACUGGAUGCUGAGAGCGAACGGGCGCUUCAGGAGGGAUUAGAGAGAGCGGCCCGCGGGGUGACCGUGCUGGCCAUCACACAUCGUCUGCACACGGUCCAGCAGGCAGAUGUCAUCUUCGUCAUUGAGGGCGGAGAGGUGGUCGACAAGGGGCGGCACGCAGAGCUGAUGGAGAGAAGCGAGACGUACAUGCUGAAUGCACAGUCACAGAUGCUGCAUGACUGA
This is a messenger RNA of Thyridium curvatum, 4122 nucleotides long. RefSeq lists its product as uncharacterized. NCBI's taxonomy places the organism in Eukaryota, Fungi, Ascomycota, Sordariomycetes, Thyridiales, Thyridiaceae. Gene Ontology annotation, molecular function: ABC-type transporter activity; ATP hydrolysis activity; ATP binding. Gene Ontology annotation, cellular component: membrane. Gene Ontology annotation, biological process: transmembrane transport. The record is from RefSeq and is a predicted model, not a curated record. The coding region runs from base 1 to 4122 and encodes 1373 amino acids. The transcript has 3 exons.